Messenger RNA from Prorocentrum cordatum, 2301 nucleotides. Lineage: Eukaryota; Dinophyceae; Prorocentrales; Prorocentraceae. The record is from the annotation of a GenBank genome assembly.
GGGGUUUCCGGGGGCGGCGCCGCCGCGGCCAGCCGCUUCGCGCGCGUUGAGCCCAGCUUGUGGCAGACCUGCCAGGCACCUCCCAAGAACUCGGCGGGGCGGCUGGGGCCGCGAUCGUCGCGCCGCAUCGCGCAGAGCUACCUUGUCAAGGAGGCCGUUCGCGUCGCCGAGGAGGCGAUGGCCAAGAAGCCGCGCGCCUUUAUGGGCGCCGAGGGCCAGUCGGAUAACGUUAUGCUGAGUGAUGCCGCGCUGGGCACCGCGGCCAACGUGCUCGCGGCCCUCCUUGCGGCGGUGGAGAAUCCGAUUUUCGUCGGGCGCCUGGGUAGAGCGAUGGGCAAUGCGGCGAAUGCCGUCCACGACUUCCUCAGCGUCGCACGCCGCGAGACCUCGAUGUUUGCGCUGGCGGUCUCGGGGGCGCCAGUCGUUGGGCUCUCGCCCCUCCUUGCGCCCCACUUCUCCGAGGCCUCCUUCCGCGCCGUGGCGAUGCAGUCUGGCGGGGGGGAGGUGGCCAGGGGUCUCGACGUCGCGAUGCCCGGGGGGCUGAGGCCGGAGGACCAGGCGCCACCGGAGGACAGAUGGGAGAAGGUGCAGCAGUAUCGAAAACCGACCGCCCUGCGCGAUGAGGACAGCCUCGUGGCAUGGCUGGCCGUGCAGGACGAAUGGUUUCGAGAACAGUGGGGCAGCGUGCCGGAGGAGGACCUCCGCGAUCCAAAUUCGGCGCUGGAAGCUUGGGAGUCCCUGGCGGAGGACAUCUUGAGGGUCAUGGUGAAGCGGCACCCCGAGACAGACCAGACUCCGGCGACGGGCAAGCGCAAGCAGGACAGACAGCUACGUCCAUACCAGCGCCGGCACGACACGGAGGUGCAGUGCCACGCGAAGGAACACAGCAUCUGGCGGUACCUCACGCUCAUGGGCGAGCUGGACAGGCGGUGGGACAGCACCACGGCGGCGGAAGCAGGCAGGCUGGCCCGCGGUCUCGGUCUCCGGGGCAACCGGGCCGAGAAGCGGAAGAAGGCGGCAUUCUUGGAGACUGCCCUGGAACAGAUUCAGAAGGAAAGGUGUACGCGUGGGUCAAAGGCCAUGUGGCGGCCCACGGGCGCUGCUGUGCGAAGUGGAGACCACCUCUACACGCACGGCGCGGCAGCCAGUGUUGUCCGGGAGCACUUUGCGAAGCACUUUGCAGAGUGCGGGAGCGGCAGCGACAAGGCGGCCUACAUGGAGCAGUACGCUCACGAGUUGGCCGUCAUGCGCAAUGCCAUCCAAAUUCGGAAUGGCCGGGAGUCCGGCUGGCGCGAUCAGAUCCACGUGUACAGAAACUGCGACGAUCCCACCGUGGUGGAAUACAGGAGGGCGCUGCGCAAGAUGGUGGGGAUGGCCCCCGGAACAGAUGGGUGGAGGGCAGAAGAACUGCUGCUGCUGCCCCACUCCGCGCUGGAGGUGCUGAUUGCCCUGUUCUGCCGGCUGGAGGACAGCAUGGCAGACGCGCCCAGAAUCGACCGGCUGAGACCGAUCAGCAUCGCAACCACGGCAUGGCAGGCCUGGGCGCGGUGCAGGCGGGAGCAGAUCGCCGAUUGGCUCCGGCCAAUCUGGCUUCCAACCCUCGCAGGGGGAAUGGCAGACAGGACAAUCGAGACCAUCCUCGAACCCAUCCUCGAACUGACCGAGGCCUGCCGGGCGCGCAACCUCUGGGAGGAGCUCGCGGUGGCCAGGGAGCCCGAGGACGAGGCGGAGCACCAGCCACAGCAGCAGCCUAAUCCCCCGGAGCCCCCGCAACAGGCAGCGGCGGAGGAAGCGCAGCACGACCUGCACAUCCGCACCUUGGACUUUGCAUCGGCCUUCGACCGCGCCAGCGUGGACAUCGUCUUGGCUAUCUGGGCGGAGCUGGGCAUCCCGGAGCACGUGCUCAGAGGCGUCCGGGCCAUCUGGACGCAGCAGCAGAAGUACAUUGAGCUGGGCUCCACAGUAUGCCCAGACCCGCUGACAGUGAACGAGUCCCUGCCGGGAGACCCACUCUCCAUACUGGCGAUGGCCACGCUCCUGUGUGCCACGUACAGACGCCUGAACCGGAGGGCGCCGCACGGACGACACGCCCUUUGCGCAGACGACCGCACCGCAGCCUCCCAUAACCCCGACGACCUGGAGAUCGCGGAGCAGGCGCGGCAAGAACUUGAGCAAUGCACGGCGCUGCACACGGCGCCGGAGAAGACCAGCAGCCUCACGGCACUUGCCGGAAAGCCGCCACCGCAGACGGAGGUGAAAGUCCUAGGGCUUCACCUGGCGGUGCAUGGCCAGACCAGCCAG